Messenger RNA from Rhinocladiella mackenziei CBS 650.93, 1473 nucleotides. RefSeq lists its product as uncharacterized. The record is from RefSeq and is a predicted model, not a curated record. Lineage: Eukaryota; Fungi; Ascomycota; Eurotiomycetes; Chaetothyriales; Herpotrichiellaceae. The transcript has 2 exons. The coding region runs from base 1 to 1473 and encodes 490 amino acids.
AUGCCAUUCUCUUCCUGGUUCUCUUCCUGGUUCUCUUCGAUCAAGCUACAACCUCAAGCCGACGCGAACGAAGGGCACAUUAAAACAGAACCUUCCUUCUCCAUCGAAAAAAUGGAUUUUGAUGCCAUCGCAGACCAAGUGGAGGCUCUUCAGCACGAACUUUCAUAUGCCUACGAACUGUGUGAACAGGCCAACCUUCAGUUUGAUAAGUACCGCGUUGACAUACACGAACUGAAGACGACCCUGGCAAAUGAACGAAAUGCAAAGGCAAACUUGCAGCACCAGCUUACCACAGAAAGAAGCCACAAUGUUGUUCUGCGAACACAAAUUCACCAGGAUAAAUUAGAAUUGAAGAGAUGCCGGGUCAUUGCGACACAAUUACAAGCGAGACUCAAUGCCGAAUCUGACUCCUUGGCUUCUAUGACCAAACAUGCCCGUACCAUGGAAUCCCGAAUGGUGGAUGCGCAGUUCGAAUUGGAUUAUCUGAAAUGUGCCACCAAGAUUGAGCAGCCUCUUCAUACACCUGCAGCCCAGAAUCCGGAUACUCCUCUUCCAGCUCAACCAUUUGUUGUUGUCCUUGUUGAUGGCGAUGCUUACUCAGUGGGUGAUUUCACAGAUGGAAUCCCGAGUCCUAUUGCUGAUGCCUUUUACUUCCAGUGGACUCCAGAGCUAUUUGUGACCGACAACUACAUUUCCGGUAGGUCCGAAACUGAAAAUCCUGCUCCAGUUGCCCCUGGCGCAUUAGCCGCAACCCGAAUCAGAACAGAAGUCAACAAAUAUAUCAUGAAUCAGAACGGCAAGAUUCCGAUCCAUUCCAAGAUCAUUACUCGUGUUUUCUGCAAUUAUUCCAGGUUCGCAGGCCAUUUUGUUUCGCGCCUGCGACGGAACUCCAUCGGGGUCUAUUGGAAGGACUUUGCGGUUCAAUUUACGGAGAAAACCCCCUUGUUCGAUUUCUUUGACGUUGGAAGAGGCAAAGAAAGAGCAGACGAUAAGAUCAGGGAAAACUUUCAUCUCUAUCUAUCAACACCCAAUUGCCACGCGAUUUUUGUUGCCGCCUGUCUUGAUAACGGAUUUGCUCGAAUGCUCGAACAGUACAAUGACCAUCCAGUCGCUUGGGCGAAGAUAGUCCUCGUCUCCCCUGGCUUUUUGGCACUUGAGAUCCAGAAAUUGAAAUUCCGACAAGUCUUGUGGCCUAGUGUUUUCUCAGUAAGGACUGUGCCCAAGGAUAUCGCUAUCAGGACUGAAAAGGGCCUCCACAAAGAACAGAGUCUUGUUCGGCGAGGUCAUUCCACUUCCAUGCUCGAAAAUAUUGGCAUUUCAAGGUUACUUCUUGAUCUGAUACCACGUUGGAACAUCAAUGAUGCAAUGAUCAGAUAUUCCCGUGGCAUUGGUGUAAGGCUUAAGCAGCUAGAUGUGGUUGCGGAGGAUCUUUCCAGAGCCAUUGACGAGGAGGCCAACGAAGCUAUCGAUUGA